AUGGACGACUACGACUUUAUGCAGCAUUACACAACAUGGCCAGUUGACGCUCCCGACGCGAUCACCUGGAUGACAGCCACGCACGACAAUGAAAAAACACCACUCGGAAGCCUCCUCUUCAGCACGUCGGAAUCGCUAGGGCCACCUUCCACUCCACCUUCAUGGGACUCUGGAUAUGGGAGCAUGGAACCCGCAGAUCUGCCUUCGGUUCUAAUUGAGUUACAGCCGGAGGAAACCCAAGUAACAUCCCCUGCACCUGAGCCUUCUCCGCCGGGCAUCAGAAAUACCAAGCCCCAAAAUGCCAAAACGAAACCGAGAUAUGUUUGUCCUGUUCCAAGCUGUCGACGUGAAUAUGUUCGCAAGUCCUACUAUGACAGUCACAUAAAGUCAAAACACCCCGACUAUAAAUUGAUUGUCGAGACAGAUCCAACAUUCCCGCAGUCUCUCGAUGCUGAGCCCAAGAAAGAUUCGCCAGACCAGAGGGAUUUGGGCACAGAAUACUCUACUCCUGAAGAGCAUUCUCCAAAGCCACCGUAA
Molecule: messenger RNA, 537 nt
Organism: Fonsecaea nubica
Lineage: Eukaryota; Fungi; Ascomycota; Eurotiomycetes; Chaetothyriales; Herpotrichiellaceae
Exons: 1
Coding region: 1-537 (178 amino acids)
Source: RefSeq, a predicted model, not a curated record